AUGGCCGCGAGUCAUUCCACUGGUGCAUUGUCUGCCUGUGUCGUUAAUCUCCCUCCCGAUCUCCGAGAACCUGAUAGCGACAAGCUUCAGCGGUUCAUUAAGCCUCUUGUAGAUGAUUUGCUCUGGCUGUACAACGAGGGUACGAUAGUUCGGACCCCGUCCUGCCCUACAGGAAGACACGUCCGUGUUGUGAUACUAGCUGUGGUCUGCCACCACCCAGCUAUGGUCAAACUGUCCGGAUUCGCAGACCACAGUCAUAGGAUGCUACCGUGCACACAAUGUCUCAUUGGCCGUGUGCAGAUCGGUACAGAAGGAUGGCGCCCGCAUGAGCUUCGAUGCGGGCAGUUGCACAAAGAGCUGGCAGACCGCUACCAAAACCUGGAAAGCAAACAUCGCCCGACGUUCGUCAAAAACUUUGCAACGCGGUGGUCUGAACUCGAUCGACUUCCUUACUUUAAUCCAGUCACCAUGAGCGUCGUGGAUCCGAUGCAUAGCUGCUUGCUCGGUGUUACAAGAACUCUCUGGUACUCCGUAUGGGUGAAGGGAGGAAAAAAGAAGUUCGAGAUGCCACGGUGGUUUGCACGAUUGCCAAGCCAGAUCGGUGAGCCCACUGGAGCAAGUCUAACAUCCGACGAGUGGAAAGCGUUAGCCAUCUUGUAUGGUCCCACAGCGUUACCUCAUGUCCUUCUAUCAGCGGCUCGCGAAGACAGCCAGCGAGUACCAAGUAAGGCAGCAGACAACUUCUUGAAGCUUGGCACUGUUCUCAAGAUAUGGAUGCAUCGAGAAGUUGCUGAGGAAGACUCAACGCGUUCACGAAACCUCUAUUCUGAAUUCUUCGAAGAGUUCGCAGAGAUCUACGGCCACGAAAAUGUCACUCCGACAUUCCAUUGGCUGUCACACAUGACUGAUCAGAUAUCACGAUCGGCCCAGUCCACACGUUCUGGACUUUUUUGUUCGAAAGAUUGA
Dacryopinax primogenitus is the source of this 966-nucleotide messenger RNA. RefSeq lists its product as uncharacterized. The record is from RefSeq and is a predicted model, not a curated record. The coding region runs from base 1 to 966 and encodes 321 amino acids. Lineage: Eukaryota; Fungi; Basidiomycota; Dacrymycetes; Dacrymycetales; Dacrymycetaceae. The transcript has 6 exons.